AUGAGUUCUCCUAUCGACAGUUAUCUUACAAGUGCUUUGAACGACGCCAGAAAGGAUAAUUCCGGAGAGCUUGCCAGCUAUAUCGAUGUCUUGGCUACAGCGGACGACUCCAAAUUGGCUGCGGCGCUGGCGACCGUAGACGGGAACCUAUACUCCGUCGGGGAUGUCAAUCAUGAAUUCUCUAUACAGUCCAUUUCCAAAGCCUUCGUUUAUGCUCUGGCCAUUAAGGAUGCCAACCUGUCACAUGUCUUGAGUAAGAUUGGGGUUGAACCAUCCGGCGACUCAUUUAACAAGUUGUCGUUACAACCUGGCACCAACCGGCCAAUGAACCCCAUGAUCAAUGCCGGUGCGAUUGCCGCCCACACACUAGUCAGUGGGAAUUCCAUGGAGAAGAGAGUGGAUCGCAUAUUGGGGGAAUUGUCCAGAUUGGCAGGCCGGGAGUUGCAAGUGGAUGAAGAAGUCUACCAGGCCGAGCUCAAGGAUGCCAAUCGAAACAUGGCAAUCGGCUACAUGCUCAAGGCAGCAGGAAUCAUUUCAUGCGAUCCCCAGGAGGCCGUGAGCGGCUAUAUUCGCCAAUGUUCUAUCAAAGUCAAUGUGCGCGACCUGGCUAUGAUGGCAGCGACUCUGGCCAAUCGCGGCAUACGUCCCGAUACCAAAGAGGAGAUCAUGCCAUAUGAAAGCGCCCGCCAGGUGCUGUCCGUCAUGACCACCUGUGGCAUGUACGAUGCUACGGGUGACUGGAUCUCUAGAGUCGGCAUACCCGCAAAGAGUGGCGUAUCCGGCGGUAUCAUUGGCACUCUUCCCGGUCAAGUCGGCAUUGCCGUCUUCUCCCCUAGACUGGACCAUCGUGGCAACAGUGUCCGAGGUCUCAGGAUAUUUGAGUAUCUCUCAUCCACGAUGGACCUACACAUGAUGGAUAUCAUCCAGGUUGCCAGAGCCAGCUUGCAUACAAGCAAAGUGAACUCUGAGGGCGGCGCCAUGCAAGACGUGCGCAUCUUCAGUCUGCGAAGUGCAGUCCGUUUUGUGGGCUCUGAACGCCUUACACGUGCUAUUAUGAGCGAAUUGAACCCGAGCCCUGUUGUCCCCGGUUUUGGACAGCACACAAACGCUUGUGCCAUUAUCCUCUCGUUUCAAGAUGCUUAUUCCCUCAACGCAAUCGCGCACCAAAUUAUUAGUGACAAUAUACGCCUUCUUCUUGAGAAUAAGAAGAAUUUUGUGGUGAUAGAUCCUGGCAAGGUCCUAAAGAUUGAGGGGAACCCUGCGUUUAUCUCGAAAUCUCCUGUUGUGGUCGAAAGUCAAGACGAGGCGUUUGGAAAAAUUUGGGGUGAGAGCCACAAGGUUGUUGCUGGACACUAG
Aspergillus affinis is the source of this 1356-nucleotide messenger RNA. RefSeq names its product glutaminase. Gene Ontology annotation, biological process: L-glutamine catabolic process. The transcript has a single exon. Lineage: Eukaryota; Fungi; Ascomycota; Eurotiomycetes; Eurotiales; Aspergillaceae. The coding region runs from base 1 to 1356 and encodes 451 amino acids. Gene Ontology annotation, molecular function: glutaminase activity. The record is from RefSeq and is a predicted model, not a curated record.